This is a messenger RNA of Boeremia exigua, 1847 nucleotides long. Its product is annotated as cytochrome P450 52A12. Gene Ontology annotation, molecular function: oxidoreductase activity, acting on paired donors, with incorporation or reduction of molecular oxygen, reduced flavin or flavoprotein as one donor, and incorporation of one atom of oxygen; iron ion binding; heme binding. The transcript has 4 exons. Lineage: Eukaryota; Fungi; Ascomycota; Dothideomycetes; Pleosporales; Didymellaceae. The record is from RefSeq and is a predicted model, not a curated record. The coding region runs from base 300 to 1847 and encodes 515 amino acids.
CAUGUCAGAGGAAUAGCAUCGCCUCGUAACAUUUCAGGCGCGGGAAGAGAUGCAGUAAGGAAAGUGUCGUCCGUCAGACCCACUGAAGCGGCGGACGAGCAUCCGAGAACGCUAAGGGACCGCUAGCAACGGCAGAUGGACAAGACACUGCAACGUAUAAGACAAACAUAAUCAUCACACGUUGCGAUCUGUACUCGUGGCAGUCAGGCGACAAGUCCUGCAACAACAUAUUCAGUAUAUACCAAAGUCCCAAAGCCAGAGAUUUCUGAAGCCAUACUCCCACCGAGGGUACAUACGUCAUGCACAAGACGAUACUCCUCGCCCUCUGGGCAGGCGGAUCGUUCAUUCUCUACAAAAUCGUCGCCUACGUUCUCACAGAGCUUCAUCACCGAAGAGAAGCGAAACGACUCGGCUGCGAGCCCGCAUUCCAGUUCAGGCUCCUCGAUAUCCAGGGCAUUCGAAAUGUGUGGAGAAUGAUUGCCGCAGAUAAGAGAUUCGCGGUCCCUGAAUACCUCAAAGGACGCGUUGACAAUGCUUGUGCCGAGGAAGGAAAGUCUAUCACGACGUUCGCAAUGAAGGUGAUGGGGGCGAAGUCUAUUUUCACAGUAAACCCGAAGAAUGUUCAGGCUGUCCUUGCUACGCAGUUCAAAGACUUCGGCUUAGGCGAGAGGAGGAACGGGAACUUCUCUCCUCUACUUGGACAUGGUAUCUUCUCUACGGAUGGCGCAGAAUGGCAACACGCUCGUAAUCUGCUACGCCCGCAGUUUGCACGUGAGCAAGUCAGCGACCUCGAACUCGAGGAGGAGCACAUCAAGAACCUCAUGCGUGUUCUGCCAGUAAACAAGGAUGGCUGGACAGAUGUCACAGACAUCCAGCCGUUGUUCUUCAGGCUGACUAUCGACUCCGCUACCGAGUUUCUUUUCGGUGAGAGUGACUUCGCAAACUCAUUCGACAAAUCUCAGGGUACAGUCGCUAUGGCGUCUCGUUUGGGUGAGCUAUGGUGGCUAGCUUACGACAAGGAAUUCAGGAAGCACCGCGACAUCUGCUGGCAGUUCAUCGACCACUACGUCCAGAAAGCCCUUUCGCAAGAGAAGGUCUCUGAGAAGCAGACUUCCACCGGAAAGCAGAAGUACGUAUUCCUCGACGCGCUCGCAGAAUCGUCACGCGACCCAAUCGAACUCCGAUCGCACAUGAUCUCCAUCCUGCUCGCCGGCCGCGACACCACAGCGUCUCUCCUUUCCUUCGUCUACACGCUGUUCAUCAAGCACCCCGAGGUCUACCAAAAGCUUCGCGCUGUCGUACUCGAGGAGUUCGGUACCUACAACAACCCCCGCAACAUCACCUUUUCGACUCUGAAGUCUUGCAACUACCUCCAGUGGAUCCUGAACGAGACGCUGCGUCUGCAUCCGGUCGUACCGCUCGAUGGUCGCAGAGCUCUCAAGGACACUACUAUCCCCACUGGCGGCGGCCCGAACGGCGACAAGCCUAUCUACGUGCGCAAGGGCGUCCAGGUCGACUACAGCGUGUACGUGAUCCACCGCCGCAAGGACCUCUGGGGCGAAGACGCCGAUGAGUUCCGUCCCGACCGCUGGGAUGGGAGGAAGUCCGGGUGGGAGUACCUGCCGUUCAACGGCGGGCCGAGGAUCUGUAUUGGACAGCAGUUUGCACUUACAGAAGCUGGCUACGUGCUUGUGAGGCUCGCACAGCGGUUUGAGGAGAUUGUUGGUGUUGGGAACAGCUGGGAGAGUGCAGAGAACGGCGGACAGGGGUACUUCAGGACUAAGCUCAGCUUGACUGGAUGUCCUGCGGAUGGUGUCAAGGUCAGGAUGAAGGAAGCGAAGGAGUAA